Epinephelus fuscoguttatus (brown-marbled grouper) is the source of this 5456-nucleotide messenger RNA. RefSeq names its product lin-7 homolog C (C. elegans) (gene lin7c). Gene Ontology annotation, molecular function: L27 domain binding. Gene Ontology annotation, cellular component: MPP7-DLG1-LIN7 complex; basolateral plasma membrane; synapse. The record is from RefSeq and is a predicted model, not a curated record. Lineage: Eukaryota; Metazoa; Chordata; Actinopteri; Perciformes; Serranidae. The transcript is spliced from 5 exons. Gene Ontology annotation, biological process: neurotransmitter secretion; protein localization to basolateral plasma membrane; maintenance of epithelial cell apical/basal polarity. Bases 167 to 772 code for a protein of 201 amino acids.
AACGCACCAUGACACUGGCAGCUAGCCUAGCCGGCUAACUUUGCUAAUCUGAUUUAUCGUCUCGGUUAAGCGCCCGUAACGUUAGCCAGGAUUACCAUAUUUAGUUUUCCAUAUCUAGCGUUUAACGCAAUAUCUACUUGACACCAAAUAGCCAAUCAUUCCCAGGAUGGCAUCGCUUGGGGAGCCCGUGCGGUUGGAAAGAGAUAUUAACCGUGCUGUUGAACUGCUCGAUAAGCUUCAGAGGACAGGGGAAGUGCCUCCCCAGAAGCUGCAGGCACUGCAGAGGGUGUUACAGAGUGAAUUCUGUAACGCUGUCAGAGAAGUUUACGAACAUGUGUAUGAAACAGUGGACAUCAACAGCAGUCCUGAGGUCAGGGCCAACGCCACAGCUAAGGCUACAGUGGCAGCUUUUGCAGCAAGUGAGGGACACUCACACCCACGUGUCGUGGAACUGCCCAAGACAGAAGAAGGCCUGGGUUUCAAUAUAAUGGGUGGAAAGGAGCAAAACUCACCUAUAUACAUCUCACGGAUCAUCCCGGGAGGCAUUGCUGACCGACAUGGAGGCCUGAAGAGAGGCGACCAGCUUCUGUCUGUUAAUGGGGUGAGUGUGGAAGGUGAGCACCACGAGAAGGCUGUGGAGCUCCUGAAAGCAGCUCAGGGCACAGUGAAGCUGGUAGUAAGGUACACCCCCAAAGUCCUAGAGGAAAUGGAGUCACGCUUUGAGAAAAUGAGGUCGGCAAAGCGCCGGCAACAGAACAACUACCCCCAGUAGGAUUUUUCUGUGUUGAUGCCCAGCUCCCAUGUCUCUCCUCCUCUAGCCUUCUGGCCAUGUGUUCUGGUCUCUUUCUCCCUGCCCCCCAAAAAAGCAUAACAAACACACCCCAGUUUAGUUUCAGCUCCCACUCACACAUACUGUAUUUUGUGCUUUGAUCUGUUUUCUGUAGCAUUUUUAAUAUUCACCAUUGUUACACUGGACACUACAGCUCUAGACAAACACUAAAUGAUCAUGAUUGUCAGUGUAGGUGGUCACUCACACUUGUGCAUUAUUUUUGAAUUGACAAUUUGAAUGCAACUCUGCUUUUGAGACCAACUACGCAGUUCCUUUGACUGGAAAGGUAGUGUUUUUAAUUCUUUUUAUCACAGCCACUACCAAGUGCCUCAGGGCAAACACAUUUAUCUCCAUGUCCUGUGUUCACCAUGACAAUUUUCUUUUUUAACGGUUUAAAGUCAAGUACUGGUAAUUAAAUGCUUGUGGCAGGACUUACGACACGCUUUGCAUCUGUUAUUCUCAGAGAUCAUUUGAUUUGAUGUAAAUACAUGAUAGACAUGUACAACCCUUUAAUUGUGCAAAGUUAAGAAAAAGGUACAGUUUUGUUUUUGUUGCUGCUCUACAGGCAUGUCGGCAGUAGGGAGGCUUCGGAGGAGUUGAUUUUAAUUUGUUAAAAAAUCUAGUUACAUGUGGGAUAAUAAGGGAAACCACUGAAAGGACAUUUAGAAUCAGAAGUGAAGGAUUAUGUUGUUAUUUUUCUCUGGGCUUUUACCUUUAAAGUUCUGAAAUGUCACACCACGCUAUAAAAAGCCCAGCAGGUACUGUAAGUGAUGUAAUGGGGUCUCAGCAACUUUUGAACUAAAUUCCUGCCACCACAGAGACUCACAUUUCUACUUUUAUCAAAGUAAUAAACCUUUGUAAGCAAAGCGCUCGCUGUCAGCAUGACGUGAGAUGAAGCUUCUGAUUAAUUUGUCUCGACAUAAAUCAGGAGUGUACUGUAUGUCAUGUUUUUCCUUUUUGCCAGGUUCUUAAUGAGAAGUCGGUUACUGAACAUUUAGCUUUGAUCUUUGCUAAAAUCUGCUUGUUUGCAUCAUCCAGUGAAAGAUUAAGACAUUCAUAAUAUCACACAAUCUGAUAAUAUCAAGCUUUAGGUCACAGUAAUGCUUAAUGUGAGCUUUCAUUGUUGUUUUGAUUGAAAUGGCAGACGUUGAUAUCACGGCUGAUGAAUUGCUCCUUCAUAUCCAGACAUUACAGUGUUUAGGGGAUCAUGCUGUAAAUCUGCUGCAUUGAUGCAUCUUAUUCUGCCAGUUUAUAACAGUGAAGUCAAUGUCAACAAUGUCUUGCAAAACAAAAGUGUGUCUUCAUUGAAACAUUCAUGUCAUUUUAACUUUUUUAUCCUGGGUAGUACACACACUGGGUCUUUAACUGCCUGGAAAACAUGAAGUUAGGCGCUGGGUGCUACUCUUUUGCCAACUUUCAAGGGUGCAGAGGCAGAUUGCGCCUGAUGUUGCAAGGCAUCCAUAACCUUCACUAGCUUACUCACCAGAAAUCCUGAGUUCAAAGCUGAUCUUCUUCCAGGCAUUGUUUUUUAAGUGUAUAUUAGUCCUAAAAUAUUGUUUGUGGGACAAAUCGUAAAGCUCUGGGUAUCCAUAUUUAUGAUAGACUGAUAUUUACAGAAGAAAGGGAAGAUAUCUGCAUGCAGUGCGCUUGCUGCAUCCCAAAACUUUAUCUCACACCCUGAAAAACAGGCACCCAGGAACUCUCACCCUUGAGUUCACUCUCCGCACGUCUACAUUGAUAUCAUUGGAUUUGAGGGUGCAAAAAUCGUGACAUGUGUACAGGCUCAUUAACAUCUUUAAAGACAAAAAAUAAUACCGGUGCUAGGAUAAUAUUUAAAGAAAAAUGUCUGACUUUUUUUUAUGCUUGCCAAAAGCAAAAAGCACACUCACUACAUCUCAGUAGUGUAAUAAUAACUUAAACCACUUUCUCACCUGUGUGUCACUGCAGGUUAAUUUACAUACCUUUUCUUUGGCAUCGCAAACAGUCCUCUUUGCUACAUUAAAGUCUGCAAUCUAGUGGCACUCAUGUACUCUGUAUGUAAUACACAACCUGCACAAUAUGUGAAAACAAGAAUAAUAAUGACUAAUACUGCCAAACAGUCGUGUUUGUUCUGAUAUGCGGUUUUAAGCGGGCUAAUGUCAACAGUGUCAGUAAUCCUCAAUAUGCUGUAUAUUUAGGCUUUCCUCACACAUUUACAGCACUUACAAAGUUUUUAUAGUUUUAAAGUGUUUGCAGGAUGCAUGCUUAGCCAUCGUACAGAUAUUCCUUCUUAUGAUGUGGAAUAUUAAAGCUUAGGGCAACCUCUCCUGUUUGAGAAGCCCAGAUCCUACCCUGAUACCUGCAUGUCAUUCAAAUAAGUCCUGAAGUCAUGAAAACAUCAAUUAUUCAAACAAAUAACAACAAAAUGACCCCAGAACUAAUUUGAUUUCAGAGAUUUAGUCACUAAAGUGUUUUGUUUCCAUGGUAGAUGCAGUAUGAUGUAUAUAGCAUGAUGUGAUCUUGGCUUUGGCUGACUAAGCCAUGCUAUUGACCAGUCUCAGGAUCAACACAUCACAUCACUGAGACAGGACGGUUGUAAUGAUGACAGUAGAUGUGGUUUACCUAACUGAUGUAUAAAAAUAAAUAGAUGGUGGAUAAAGUCAACAGAAACACACGGCAGUAGAAUAAAACAGGAAAAGUUUGCUUUCAGUGCAGCUUCAGUCUCUCUUUGAAUGGUGUCCUCAGCUGUUUAACCAUUCUUCAGAAAUUAAUUCAUUUUUAAUGCAGUGUAAUGUUCAUUAGAUAUCCAGUUGAGUGGUGACUCACAUGACUUAAUGCCUACUUAAAUAGCUGUACAGUUUUUGUCAUCAGGGCAUCUGAAAUUAGGUCACUGACUCCCUCUGUAGCUACUUUUGUGACGUACUUACUUUUAAAUUUGGUGUUUUUGUGUCUUUAUCCACCAUCUUGUCACAUACAAAAAGGGGAGCUGCCUGUGACAUCAGCAGCUCAUUCAGGAAUAUUGUCCACAGGUACUUUUGGCAUUAAAAAAAUAUACUUUUGUGCACUGAAAUGCAUCAGCAAGUGCUAAAAAAAUACUGAAGUUAAUUUUUUCCCACAAGAGUGAGUGUCAGCCAGUAAUUAUAAGUUGUAGUUAAUAAUUGGAACAAAAAUUGAGGUCAAAUUUAGAGCAAACAAAUCGCUCUUUGGCUCUUUGCUUUUGCUUUAUACACUCUGAACAUAUGUCCAUCAUUACCAUCCACCUGUUCCUUUAAAUAUCAGGUUUACCUGCAGGAUUAUCUUCACUCAAGUCGGCAGAAGGCAUUUUAAUCAAACUGUAUGUUACCUUAAUAUUACUUUAAAUAUUGCAAGAAAAUGAUGGUAUAUGAUGAGCACAUGGCCCAGGUGUAUAUCAGCACGUGUGCUCCCUGUGAUCCAUUACUCCUUAUGAAAAAUGCUGAAUUUUGGGACAAAGUCUAAAACAAAACAAACACACAGUUCCGCAAAAACUGAAUGCAAAGUCAAUUAUCUAUGCAAGGUCAUUUAAAAUCUUUGGAAAUAUCUUGUAAUGGUGCAAACUAGUUGUCAUUUAACUGCAGUGAGAUAUUGGAAAUUACCGCUUUAAGGCUGUGUGGACAAAAGUUUGUGAACGCUGCACUUAGACACAUUGGAGAAACAUAAUCUUAUGAUGAUGUUUAUUAAUGUAACAUUCUCAUACUGCUCACAAUCAAGUAGUUGCAGUGAAAUUUUCCAGGUGAUAUUAGCCUUGCUAUCUAAUUAAUGAUUGUCAGGAUGCAUGGAGAGGAAGAGGCUUAUGUGAGCGCGUGGUUAGUAAUAGACCAUUCCAUAGGCUACUUUGAACAUACUUUUGUUUUGAGGCAGAAAACUUAGCGGAAGAGUCGGGCGUGUACAUAAGAGUCGAAAUGUCUUAAUAUAAUGUAUAGUUUGUCCCUUAAUUGUGUUUAUCCAACACUAGCUAGCUACAUUCACUGCUUACACACACACAUGAAUAGUAAAAUCAGGAAAAAAAAUGUAACGAGACUUGGUAUUGAUAUUGCACAGUCACACUCUCCACUGAAUGUCACUGACCAUCGUCUGACUUAGUUGCAACGUUUUGUGAAGGUCCCUUCAACUUUCUACCCAUUUUCCUUGUCUAAAUAUUGGAAUGGUCAAUAGAGUAUUUUUUAUAAUAGUUUUCUUUUGAUAUUUUUCUCAAUUUUUAUAAGUGAUUUUCCUAAAAAACAAAUACCAGGAAUGAUUGGUACUUCCAUUUUGACUGUGUACCAGGGCCAUAUCAGCAAAGCCUCUCUGAAAAGCGGCGCUGACGCAGGACUGACGUCUCUCGACUGUGAGAUCUCACACACUCUAAGAGAUGAACCGUCCCGCGUCAGAACAUCUUUUCUGGGAUCUGAACUGAUUUUUCUUUUCUUUCUAGUACCAAGACCAAACUUACAACAUUUGUGAAAACUUUGAUAAUGUUUUGAAAUGUUUUAGCCGGUGCUUGUCUAGGAUUAUUACCUGUAGACUGUGUUGUGUUAUUUUGUGUUUCUUACCUAAUUUACUAUGUUACAUUGAUGUGGAAUGUAAAAUGUUGUGAUGUAGAACAAAAUAAUAGUUGGACUAAAGGCUAAAUAAACAGUGCUUAAAUUUA